AUGGCGCCUAUCAACCUUUCACACAGGCGGACGCACAAUUUACUCUUGAUCUCGAAACUCUUGAGCUUGCGUGACACUGCGUCGCCCCUCACACUUGUCUUGGAUUCUUUGGAGCAACCGGCUACGCCACUCCUGAAAGAAUACAUAAGGCGUGCAAAGCUGUCCAAAGUCCAUGUCACGCUCAUCGCUUUUGAAACCCUGAAGCAACCCGAUGGAGUCGAUGCCUUUGUAUCAACGCGCCGCAAGAGCCCCGCCGACAUAGUUAAAGAAGUGAGCGCGGUUUAUCAGCCCGUUGCAGCUUCCAACCCCUCACGCAGUAAGCAUUCUGCAUUUACCGUGCUAGUGGACUCAUACUUACUGCCUUUGACACUGGGUUCCACUUACCCUCCUUCCUUGGCUCGUUUAUUGCUCCCUACGUCGCCAUCGGCCAAGGUUGAUGCGUCACUCGUGGUGACAUAUCAUCAAGAUAUCCCCGAGCUUCCACAGCAAAGUCCCUACUCGCCAACACCUAUCUCUGAACUGACAUAUCUUGCUACGAGCAUUAUCACACUCCAUUCGUUCUCACACGUUCUAGCACAGAAGGCUGCUCGCGACCGCAGCCUGGCUCCUCCAGUCUUCGGGCUUGAGGAAGAGCAAGAAGGCGUUCUCCUUGGCCGAUUGGACAGAUUGGUCGGUACUGGCAAAGCCGAGGGAAUUGUGAUUGAGCUGGAGCACCGACGGAAGAGUGGUCGUGGUGUACUGGAAUGGUACCUUCUCCCGCCUGCGUGGCGGUAUUCGCCACAGCAUCCGAAAGAGAUUGUGACGUUGCUUGACGAUAAUGUUCUGUACAAUCCUCCCAUGGAGCAAGAUCCAGGCGCUGGCGAUGAGGAGCCGACGUCAACCUUUGAGCUGGGUCUCACCGACCGACAGAGGCGUGAAAGAGAAGGUGUUGUGUUGCCGUACUUCGACGCACAGCACAAUGAUGGCCCAGGCGAAGGAGGCCGAAUUCUUUACGACAUGGGAGAAGAAGACGAUUUUGACGAAGAAGAGGAUGAGAUUUAG
Molecule: messenger RNA, 1041 nt
Organism: Penicillium mononematosum
Lineage: Eukaryota; Fungi; Ascomycota; Eurotiomycetes; Eurotiales; Aspergillaceae
Product: Elongator subunit IKI1
Exons: 3
Coding region: 1-1041 (346 amino acids)
Biological process (GO): tRNA wobble uridine modification
Cellular component (GO): nucleus; elongator holoenzyme complex; cytosol
Molecular function (GO): tRNA binding
Source: RefSeq, a predicted model, not a curated record